GAAAAGCUGGCUUCAUCAGUUUGGAAACAUGCGGCGGAAAGAGAGCAUACCUCCAACAGCAGAAGACAGAUUUAAGGAUUUGCGUGACAUUAACGGACGUGUAGUCCCGGUGAAAGAGUCGCGCGUAAUUUACGCAGUGUAGAAAGGCGCAUUUCAUGGAGAUCUCCGGAUGACAAAACCUGCACGCCGCGGGUUGCUUUCAGCAUCUACAGGGAUCUCCAAUGCAGAAAAUGGCGAGAGGGAUGAGAGGAACUCCCGUCGUUGCCCUGUUUUGGACAGUUUUAAUAACACUUGUUUGGGACGCAGAUGGACAGGAAACAUUCAAUGACUUAACAGGUUUCAGUCUGAAUCCUCCGUACUUUAACCUCGCUGAAGGGGCUCGGAUCUCAGCCACAGCAACCUGCGGUCAGACUGAGACUGAGGGACCGAGGUAUGAUUUAUAUUGUAAACUAGUUGGAGGACCGACUGCUGGACGUCUUACUCAAAACAUACAGGGUCAGUUCUGUGAUUACUGCAACUCUGAUGACCCUACCCGAGCCCACCCAGUGACAAACGCCAUCGAUGGAACUGAGCGGUGGUGGCAGAGCCCACCUCUUUCAAGGGGACUGGUCUACAAUGAGGUGAAUGUUACCCUGGACCUUGGGCAGCUCUUCCAUGUUGCGUACAUCCUCAUCAAGUUUGCUAAUUCCCCUCGUCCUGACCUCUGGGUGCUGGAGCGCUCCGUGGACAACGGAAGAACAUACACCCCCUGGCAGUAUUUUGCACAUUCAAAGCGUGAGUGCAUUGAGCAGUUUGGAAAGCAGCCCAAUGUUCGAAUACAACGAGAUGAUGAUCAGCUCUGCACAACAGAAUACUCACGUAUCGUCCCAUUGGAGAAUGGAGAGAUUGUGGUGUCUUUGGUCAACGGUCGCCCAGGAGCCAAAAACUUCACCUACUCGCCAGUGCUGCGAGACUUCACAAAGGCCACAAACAUCCGCCUACGCUUCCUCCGCACCAGCACCCUGUUGGGCCACCUCAUCUCCAAGGCCCAGAGAGACCCCACUGUCACACGCAGGUACUACUACAGUAUCAAAGACAUCAGCAUCGGUGGACGAUGUGUAUGUCACGGACAUGCACAAGUCUGUGGUGGCACCAGAGACCACGACAGCCCAAACAGACGUCAGUGUGAGUGCCAGCACAACACCUGUGGCGAGUCAUGUGACCGCUGCUGUCCAGGUUUUAACCAGAAGCCAUGGCGUGCUGCGACCGUCAACAGCCCUAACGAGUGUCAGCCUUGUCAGUGUUUCUCCCAUGCCUUUGACUGUUAUUACGACCCAGAGGUGGAAAAGAGGGGAGCAAGUUUAGACACCUUCGGCAGGUACGACGGAGGAGGUGUGUGCAUCGGCUGCCAGCACAACACUGCUGGGGUGAACUGUGAGCGAUGCAUUGAAGGUUUCUACAGACCCUUUGGAGUACCCCCUGAAUCCCCCAUUGGAUGCAUACCCUGUAGGUGUGAUGGCAGAACUACAGCUGGUUGUGAAAUGGGGUCUGGAAGGUGUAUCUGCAAGCCACAGUUUGCUGGAGAAAACUGUGACCGCUGUGCUGAUGGAUACAUUUACUACCCACAAUGCAUUCGAUAUCCAGUAUACCCAACGACCACCAAAUCUCCUGCAGGUCCUAUUGUGGUUCCCAGCGCCUGCCCCCCAGGUUAUUUCGGCUCCCCCAGCUGUCAACAGUGUAGAUGUGACUACAGAGGAACUGUGCCCCGGGUGUGUGACGCUUCAGGUCGAUGCCUGUGCCGUCCUUUUGUGGAGGGGGAGCAAUGUGACCGCUGUCAACCAGGAUAUCACUCCUUCCCAAACUGUCAGGAAUGCCUAUGUGAUGGAGCCGGUGCUGCUGACGGUGUCUGUAGUCCGAGUGGACAGUGUAUAUGCCUCCCUCACUAUGUGGGCCAUGACUGUAACGAAUGUGAACCUGGCUUCUAUGGAUACCCAGACUGUGCUGCUUGCCAGUGUUCCCAGGCAGGCUCGUACAGCACCGAAUGCAACCCCCUGUCGGGCCAGUGCUCGUGUCUGCCCGGGGUGGUCGGCCAGAAGUGUGACCGCUGUGCUUCAGGACUCAGGUUCCCCCACUGCUCUGCCUCUAUCACUCUCUGUAACCCAGCAGGAUCUGAGGUCACUGACCCUCAAGCGGGCUCUUGCCGCUGCCUUCCAAAUGUAGAGGGAACCCUGUGUGACAAGUGCAAACCUCUCUUUUGGAAUCUGGCUACGACCAACCCUCAGGGCUGUACAGAGUGUCGAUGUGAUGUGAAAGGGACACUGAGUGGUAUUGGGGAGUGUGAACAGAAAAGUGGACAGUGUCAUUGCAAGUCCAAUGCUUGUGGACAUACAUGUGACACCUGUAAGGACGGAUACUUCAUGCUGCAAAAACGCAAUUAUUUUGGGUGUCAAGGUUGUCAGUGUGAUGUAGGUGGUGCCGUCGGGAUGACAUGUGAAGAUAUGACAGGACAAUGCCAGUGUCGGAAGAAUGUGGUUGGUCGUAAAUGCACUGAGCCAGCUCCCAACUACUUCUUCCCCUCUCUGCACCAACUGAAGUUUGAGGUGGAGGAUGGUACCACGCCAAAUGCCAGACCAGUGCGCUUUAGCUUUAACUCCCAGGAGUUCCCAGGUUUUAGCUGGAGAGGUUAUGCCGUGAUGUCUCCUGCACAGAAUGAAGUCAGAGUAACUGUGCAUGUUGACCCGAAAGAUGAACGCCAGCAAUUAUUCCGUGUGGUUCUGCGGUUCACUAACCCCAGCAGCGCCGUUGUGACCGGUAGCAUUAAGGCUACUAAUCACAGAGGCACGGCAGGGUCAGAGCAGAGUAAGGAAGUAGUAUUCCCUAUGAGUCCUUCCCCAUCCUUCCUCACGGUCCCAGGAGAGGGCUUCGCUGAGCCCUUUGCACUGACCCCUGGGAAAUGGAUAAUUCACAUUAAAGCACAGGGGGUUCUGCUGGACUAUUUAGUAUUGCUACCACGAGAUUAUUAUGAGGCACCUUUACUACAGGAAAAGAUCACCGUACCCUGCACAUACUUACUCAGCACAAACCGAGACACAAACUGUCUGCUCUAUAAGCACGUCGCCAUGGAUGCUUUCAGCUCUUCCCUGGCCUCACAGGGACGACUGUCCAACCGCAGUGGACGCAGAAGGAGACAGUCCCGUGUGCGACGUCUCACCCCAGAUCACCCUGAAAUGGCUGCUCUCCAUGGGAAGCAGUCUCAGCUCCAGCUCAGCCUGCGUGUGCCUCGUCCAGGUGCUUACGCCCUCGUCCUUGAAUAUGCGAGCGAGGAAGACAAUGUCCAGAACGUCAACAUUCUCAUCAGUAGUCAGCCCGGCAGUCAGAUCCAGGCCAGGGCCAACAUUUAUAGUUGUGCCUACAGCUUUUUGUGCCGGAGCGUGGCGGUGGACAGCAGCAACAGAGUGGCAGCUCUGCAGUUAACUCACAGGACAGAGCUGCUCCUGCAAACCUCUACAGCCUCAUUUCUGCUGUACAAAGUUUACGCAGUGCCUGCAGAAGAAUUCUCUGUGGAGUAUGUAGACCCCAAAGUCCUCUGUGUCUCCACUCAUGGACGUUUCACUGAAGACAGUCGACAUUGUGUUCUGAGGCAGUUCGACACGCCUACAUCAGCCUGGGUGUUGUAUGCGGCCCGUGACGGACAGCUCUCCUCCACACCAGCUGCUGCUCUGCAACAAAGAGAGAAUGAGGACUGGAGAUGGAGACGACAGACGGGGGCGUUCGGGCCUGUCCGUGAACCUCAAAGUGAUGGGAUACUGCUUAAAUUCCCUCAGACGGAGAUCAGUUUCUCUCCCAAGGUGCCGCUCCCAGGCAGGUAUGUUGUCGUGGUCCAUUAUCAUCAGCCUGAACACAUCUCCUUCCCUGUUGAAGUCCGAGUGGAAGCAGGACGUGAAGCAGCUGGUUCAAUAAAUGCAUCCUUCUGUCCUGCAGUCUCAGGCUGCAGGGAUGUAGUCAUUGCCGAUGGGCGCAUUGCCCUGGACUUUGCUGAGAAUUCUUGGCGCCAGCCCACCAUCUCUGUGAUUGUCCCACCUCACAAGACCCUUUUUCUGGAUUAUAUCUUGCUGAUUCCUGACAGCACUUACACUCCAGAUCUCCUGAAAGAAAAGCCUCUGGAUAAAUCCGCAGAUUUUCUCCAACAGUGCAGAGGAGAGGGGUUCUACAUAGACCCUAGAACAUCCUCACAGUUCUGCAGAGAUUCGGCCCGCUCUCUUGUAGCAGCUUAUAAUGAUGGAGCUCUGCCUUGUAACUGUGACCAGUCUGGCUCUACUGGACCUACCUGUGACCCGGUUGGAGGACAGUGUCCCUGUAGACAGUUUGUCAUUGGUCGACAGUGCACAAAGUGUGCUACUGGGUACUAUGGCUUCCCCUACUGUAGACCUUGUGAAUGCGGUCGACGACUGUGCGAUGAGGUGACGGGACGCUGUAUCUGCCCUCCUCAGACAGUGAGACCUUCAUGUGACACGUGUCAGAGUCAGACGUUUAGCUAUGACCCUCUGCUGGGCUGUGAGGGCUGUCAGUGUUCUCCAAACGGCACUGAACCCAACGCAGGCCCUGACUGUGACCGUGACACUGGACAGUGCAGUUGCAAGCCUAGGAUUGGAGGCCGACAGUGUGAUCGCUGUCGUCCAGGUUAUUAUAGCUUUCCUCAGUGCCUGCCGUGUGAUUGUAACCAAGGUGGAGCCUCUGCAGAAAUCUGUCAGCCGGACACAGGAAGAUGUCUGUGCAAGAGAAAUGUUGCCGGUGUCAGGUGUGAUACCUGUUGGGAAGGUUCCUUCCAUUUCAACCCGUCCAACCCUGUGGGCUGCACCAGUUGUUUCUGCUUCGGAGCCACUAACCAGUGUCAGAGUUCCAGUAAACGUAGGGGGAAGUUUGUUGAGAUGCGUGGCUGGCGUCUGGAAAGUCCAGACCAGGACGAUGUUGCGUCUGUGUUGAACGCAGUCAGUAACACCGUGGUGGCAGACGUCCAGGAGCUCUCACCUACAGUUCGGGUCCUACACUGGGUGGCACCACAGUCCUACCUGGGAAACAGGGUUUCUUCUUAUGGUGGUUUCCUGACAUAUCAAUCCAAAUCCUUUGGCAUUCCUAGCGAAGGGAUGACGCUGAUGGACAGAAGACCUGAUGUCAUUCUAACUGGCCACAAUAUGACCCUGAUCCACAUAGCUUCACAACUCCCGAAUCCAGACAGGGUGUAUCAGGGCCGAGUCCAGUUCACAGAGGGAAACUGGCGCCAUGCUGGUACCAACAGGCCUGUCUCCAGAGAGGAACUGAUGAUGGUCUUAGCCAGUCUGGUGGGCCUGAGGGUCCGAGCCCUGUACUUCACUCAGAGCCAGCGACUCAGUUUGGGGGAGGUGGGCUUGGAGGAGGCCACCAACACAGGGACAGGAGGCCCUGGAAACACUGUGGAGGACUGUUCCUGCCCACCUGAGUACACCGGAGACUCCUGUGAGAAAUGUGCCCCUGGUUACUUCAGAGAUGGCAGCGGUUCUUACUUGGGUCGGUGUUUGCCCUGUAACUGCAACGGUCAUGCAAAUGAGUGCGAAGACAAGACAGGGAGAUGCCUGAACUGCCAAUAUAACACAGCUGGAGAUAGAUGUGAACGCUGCAAGGAAGGUUACUAUGGAAACGCAGCUCUGAGGACAUGCACACUUUGCCCUUGUCCAUUCAGUGUGCCUUCAAACAGUUUUGCAGUGGGUUGCAGAGAUGUCAAUGAAGGCGUCCAGUGCAUAUGCAAGUUAGGUUACACUGGAGACAGAUGUGAGAGGUGUUCUCCCGGUUUCUAUGGUGAUCCUCUGAUACCGGGAGGAAGCUGUCGUCCCUGCAACUGCAACGGCAAUGGCAACAACUGUGAUUCCAGGACUGGAGUUUGCAAGAACACACUGGAGCCAGGAGAUACAAACACUGAUGAGCAAUGUCAAGAAUGCGAUAACUGUGCCCAGACUUUACUACAUGAUCUUGAGAAGCUGGACGAUGAGCUGAAAAGGAUCAAAGCUCAGUUGGAUAAUGCCACAGCCAGUGCCUCCUCUCAGGAGAGACUGAAGAAGUUGGAAAAGGCUUUAUCAGACACAAAGAUUCUUGUCAACAAAUACAACUCCUCAGUCAACAGCCAAAAGUCCAGAGUCAAGCAGCUGGAAGAAGACAUGAGCUCUCUUACAGAUGACAUCAGCCUCCUCAAACAGAAGGCAAAUGAGAAGGCAGAUGAUGCUAAGAAGGCAGUAGCAGAUGUUGAAAAAACCCACAAGAGGGCGAAGGAUCUGGACUCAGAGGUUCGAAACAUGCUUAAAAAAAUCCAAGGCCUGUUGGACCUGCUGAACGAAGACAGCACCAGCGGUGAUAAGCCACCCAAUGAAAACCUGAGUAAAAUGAUAGAAGAAGCUCAGCGCAUGGUGAACGAGAUGGAAAAAAGGAACUUCACCCGUCAGAGGACCGCCGCUGAGAAAGAAAAAGACGAGGCCAUGAAAUUGCUGGACCACAUCAAGGCAAAUAUAAGUAAGCAGUGUGACCAGAACGAGGCAGCAGCAAAAAAGAUUCGGAGCCUUUUGAAAGAUUAUGAAGCCAAGCUUAAGGACCUGGACGCUGCUCUGAAGGAGGCCGCAGAUUUGGUCAAAAAAGCCACCGCCCAGAACGGACUCAGUGCUCAGACACUGAAAGAUCUGCGGAAACGUAUUGAGGACUUGGAAAAGGAGAAGAAGGCUGUGCUGGACCAGAUGGACAUGGCUGGAAACGAACUGCAGAAAACUGAGGAUUUAGUGAAAAUGUUAACCGACAGUAAAACGGAGUAUGAACAACUAGCUGCACAGCUGGAUGGUGCCAAGACUGACUUGACCAAGAAGGUGAAUGAGAUUUCCAAAGCAGCAGCCAAUGAGAAAUUAGUGGAGGCUGCAGAGGAACACGCCAAGAACCUCACCAAGAUGGCAGAAGAUCUUGAGAAUGCUGUGAAGAAUGCAAGUGGACUGAGUGAAGUGCGUAACGCCAAAGAUGCUAUCGAGGCGUACAAGAACAUCACAGAUGUCAUCAAUGCUGCUGAGGAUGCGGCUAAUAAAGCUAAAGUUGCAGCUACCGAUGCCUUGAAUAAUGUCAAAAACCAGAAACUUACACAGAGAGCAAAAGACCUGAAAAACACUGGUGGUGACCUACUGGAUAGUGCACGGGCAUCAGAUAAAGACCUUAAAGCUGCCGCAGAUGAUCUCAAUGCCCUGAAGAAACGGCUGAAAAACGCUGACAAGAAGAAAAAAACUCUUAAAAAUGACCUUCUUGAGGCUCAAAACAAAUUAAAAAACAUCACAAGAGAUGACAUUGGUGAGAUGAUAAAUGACGCCAAGAUGAAAGCGGCGUCAGCCAACGACACCGCCAGUAGCACCAUGGACAAACUUAACGCCAUCAGAAAGGAGAUUGACAAGAUCAAUGUUACUCCUGGGGACUCCAACCUCAGUCGUGUCAUGGACGAUGUGGAUGAGUCAGUGAAGAAGCUGUUGAAAACCAUCCCAUCUCUGAAUGAUAAGAUCUCCGAAGUGGAAAAUCUGACCUCGCAGUUCUCACCUUUAAACAACAUAACUGAGAACAUCAAGAAAAUCAAAGAUCUCAUUGAACAAGCACGUGAUGCCGCUAACAGGAUCGGGAUCCCAAUGAAGUUUACAGGCGAAGGCUACGUGGAGCUGCGUCCUCCAAAGGACCUCGAGGACCUGAAGGCCUACACUGCUCUGUCUCUGUUGCUGCAGAGGCCUGAAGGCAGAGGAGAUGGGAGACGCAGACGCAGACAGACGAGGGGCAAGGAGGACAUGUUUGUGAUGUACCUCGGCAAUAGAAACCCUAAUAAGAACUACAUUGGUAUGGCUCUGAGGAAGAACACUCUGUACGGUGUGUACAAACUCAACGGAUAUGAGCAUGAGAUUAAAACGGGUUACAUCACGACAUCAACAUCGGAGCAGGCCAAGUUUGAUAAAGUGGACCUACGCAGAAUUUACCAAGAUGCAGAGCUGAUCCUCACCAAAGAUUACUACUCAACCCCAUCUGGAGCCCCCAUCCGCAGUGGAGCACUGGGGGAGGACUCCCAGAACCUUUUGGACCCCAAUGACAUUGUUUUCUAUGUCGGAGGCUACCCUGCCAACUUCACACCUCCAGAUUCUCUAAAUUACCCCAUGUACACGGGCUGCAUUGAGUUCGCCUCCUUCAAUGACAGAGUUGUCAGUCUGUAUAAUUUCCAGAAUGCAGAUAAAAUCAAUGUGGAAACCCCCUGCAAGAGGCAUGUGCGUCAAGAGGACUCUAAUUACUUUGAGGGUACUGGAUAUGGUAAAGUUAACAUACUUCGAAUGCCAAGUACAUUCCUCGUCGACAUGACCAUCUACAGUCGUGCAGAAAACGGCCUGCUCUUUUAUAUUGGAACUGAGGAGAAAUACAUUGCUGUGACAAUUGAAAAGGGUGUUGUUUAUCUACGUAGUAAUGCCUUCAAAGAUGCAGCUCCACAUUCCAAAAACAAAAUAUUCCCGAUGACAACUGACUGGGAGGACAUUAUCGUCGUUAUUACCUCCCAUGGAAAAAUUAACGUCCGCGUAGCAAGCGAAACUGUGUCGGCCAUAGCUGAAUACAAUCACAACGACUUUAAAGAAUGCUAUGUUGGUGGUAUACCUCAAAAUAUAAGGGAGUUACAUAACAUCACCUUACCACCAUUUAAAGGAUGCUUGAAGAAUCUGAAGCUGAAUAAAAUCUUUAAACUUGUUGACGAGCAAGUGGGCAUCAGUAAAGGAUGUCCCAGGGAUUCUUUGGUUUCCCGCAAGGCAGAAUUCAGCUUGGAGAGCUCCCUGUCGGCUAAUCUGGCUGGAUUUAGUCUGGCUGGUAAUGUUACCGUCUCCCUUGGAUUCAAGAGCACAGAGAAUCAGGGUCUUCUCCUACAGGACAAAGAGCUGGCUAAUGGGUUGAAUCUUGCAUUGGAUGAUGGCUAUGUCACUCUCAAAUUUAAUGGCAAGAUGUGGAAGUCAAACAGACAGUACAAUGACGGCCAGUGGCAUUACCUGACUGUAACCAGGAGAGGUCCAAGCGUUGACUUCUACGUCGAUGAUGAAGAUGAGGGUCGAGAGCAGCGCGGCAGUGCAACCAUACCCGACACAAGUGGUGCCCUGUUCCUCGGAAAAGACACGUUCAAAGGCUGCGUGUCCAACCUCUACACCAGACGGCUGGACAAUCUGUACAAAGCUGAGGACUUAAGCAAGUUCCAGGCUUCAGGGAAUGUCCUUUUGGAUGUGUGUACUGCCCAGAGUCCCAUCCAAAUGAUGCUGGACCGCACACUGAAGAGGGAGGGCGUCACGCAGGCUGUAAAUGAGAGUGUAUCCACAUGUGAACUACCAGCCUUGGUUCAACAUGCUUAUCGGAUGGGGGGCCCGGCUAGCAGUCUGAGCUACAGCCUCCCACUGCAAGUCCUCCAACCCAGACCACACUUUUCUGUUGAUGUCAGGACUCGAUCCCAGGAAGGUCUGCUGUUCUUCACUGCUACCAGAGGAGGGCGCUCACAUCUUGCUUUAUACAUGUCCAAAGGUAGAAUUAGACUGUCUGUAGGCAAAGAGAGGGAGAUCUUCAACAGGGAGAAGUACAGUGAUGGAAAGUGGCACUCGGUCAUAUUCAGUUUGGAAAAGAAAAAAUUCCGCUUGGUUGUGGAUGGUAUCCGAGCCCUGGAUGGUCAGCUGACAAAUGCUGAGCUGACAUCCAUGCAGCAGUUCAUGUCACCUGUGUACCUGGGCAGCGUCCCAGAAUCCCUCCACAAACAGUUAAAGUGGAAAGGUUUACCAAAGCACAGUGUGUCUGGCUGUGUCCGCAAUUUCAAAAUGAACGGAGCGCCAAUGACGGAUCCAUCAACUAACCACGGUGCUGGCCCCUGUUUCGAGGGACAAACACAAAAAGGGGCUUAUUUCUCAGGGAAUGGAGCAUAUGUUAUUAUCAAUGAGUCGUUUGCUUUUGACUCCAGUUUCGAGCUGCUGUUCAAUAUUCGACCGAGGAACCUGACUGGGUUGCUGCUCCAUGUUGGUGAUUUAAGCCUGAACCGAUAUGAACCCGUGAUGGGCCAUUAUCUCAGUAUCUACAUGCUCAGAGGAGAGGUAGUGGCAGAAGUGAAUAAUGGAAAAGGAGAGUUUAUGGUGUCAGUGCAGCCAAAGACGACACUGUGUGAUGGAACAUUUCAUAAAAUAUCAGUAAUCAAGAGGAAAAAUGUUGUGCAACUGCAUGUGGAUACAGUGGAUAAUUAUAAGAUUGGACCACCAUUAUCCACCCCAUCAUUGACCAAAUACCCCCUGUAUGUGGGUGGCAUUCCUGAGAUGUCAAAACAGCAGACACUUCCUGUCACGUCAUCCUUCGUGGGAUGCAUCGAGGACAUGAGGAUCAACGGGGACUCGGUUUCCUUCAACAGACUGACGGCUGUGUUUGGUCCAGUGAACCUCAAAGAGUGUCCUGCGGGUUAAAUGAGUGUGUCUCACAGCAUCUUUACCAAACCUUGGGACCACGUCCACCACCAUCCAUGUGCAAUCUGUUACCGAGAAAGAGAAUGUGUUUGUGUGUAAGAAUGUACAUAUUACUGGUGUGUUUUAUUUGUACUUCCGUGUGUGUCUGUGUAUGUGGGUGUAUGUGUAUAAUUGAGUUGUGAGCAGCAGCUUACAUGUUCAUAAUAUUUGCUGCUCUCUUAAGCAUUUUUAUAUUUAUUUUGUGAUAAAAUCAUGUAUUAUGGCACCAAUUCAUGAAUGCUUUUUUCUAACAAGUGUUUUACAGUCUGAUGUGUUGGCUCAUUUAUUCUCUGUCGACAAUCAAAUGCUACUGAAUAUGCUUGUGAUUGGUCAGAGCUGCAAUAUGAGCAAACCAGCACUUUAAGAAAUCAAAUGAAAUGCCUUUGCUGAUGGUGCUUUUGUUCAGAUCAACAUUAUAAGCUGAUUUUCUGUUUUUUGUUUGUUAGAUUCUAGACUAUGCAUUACAAUAAUUUUCAGUUUACACCCAAAACUGUUCAGUUCAGUGACAUUUUCAGGGUUUGAUGAGCUACUGUAAAUUCAUGUCCUUGUGAAAACAAGUGCGAGUUAAAUGGUUUUAUGGACAUUUAUUCUUUAUACUGGGUCAUGGACGCAAAAAUCUGCACAUGAUAGAUUUUGUGGACCAUUACUUGUCAGUGAAAUAACUGAUAUAAAAACCAAAACGGAGUUAGAUCUACAGUUAGCGUCAAAAAUUCAGGUCAGUCACACUGGGACCAUUUAGCCCAUAUACAGUACAUAUUGUGAUUGAAAUUCACAUUUAAAUUAUCCUACAAGUGUUUACUUACCUGCUUUGUAGAUUUAUGGAAUGAUAUUGUGAAAGGAGAAAAACUAUUGCAUGAUAAUUGGACAUGUUUUAUCUGCAUUCCUGUUUUGUGACCACAGAUUUGUAAACAAUUUUUAAUUUGUCCAGUUAUUGUUCUUUAUAAAUGCAAUACUUCUCAGUGCC
Sphaeramia orbicularis (orbiculate cardinalfish) is the source of this 11475-nucleotide messenger RNA. Its product is annotated as laminin subunit alpha-3-like. Gene Ontology annotation, molecular function: extracellular matrix structural constituent; signaling receptor binding. The transcript is spliced from 77 exons. The record is from RefSeq and is a predicted model, not a curated record. Lineage: Eukaryota; Metazoa; Chordata; Actinopteri; Kurtiformes; Apogonidae. Gene Ontology annotation, cellular component: basement membrane. The coding region runs from base 222 to 10472 and encodes 3416 amino acids. Gene Ontology annotation, biological process: regulation of cell adhesion; tissue development; regulation of embryonic development.